AUGGGUUUAACAGUUGCGGUAGCUGGCGCGACAGGUCGCGUUGGAAGAACAAUCGUUGAACAGAUCCAACACGAAAAUAAAUUCCCAGUCAUUGGGUUGACUCGAAGCGAACACGUUGAAUCGGCACUCAGCGGCGUGCCGUAUGUGCAAGUAGACUAUGAUGACAUCCCGGCACUCGUGCAAAAGCUGGAGGAGAAUGAAGUACAGACCGUUAUUUGUACCAUCGGAAUGCUGGGAGACGACUGUUCUGAGUCCCAAAUCAACUUGAUCAAGGCUGCCGACCAAGCAAGCACAGUACAAAGAUUCAUCACCAGCGAGUUUGGCUAUAUGACGCGUGCUGAGAGGAAAAAUAUAGAUCCCGGGGUUGACUGGUUUAUAACAGCUGCGAAUCUUCUUAAGAAUAGCAGUUUGAAAUAUACUCGACCAGUUUGUGGUGCUUUCAUGGACUUUAUGGGAGCCCCACAAGCACGGUCAAAUAUCACCCCCAACACUAUCGCCGUUGACGUGUAUAAUCGCGAAGCAUGCAUUCCUGGCGAUGGGACAGCUAGGAUAACUCUGAUCUAUAGCUACGAUGCUGCGACCUUAAUUGCAAAAUUACUCGAGCUCGAUGAGUGGUCAGAGUUCAGCUUUUGCAAUGGAGAGGAUACUACUCUUGGGCAAGCUCUAAAGGAAGCAGAAGAAGUCUGUGGCGAGAAAUUUAAUGUCACCUGGUUGAAACCAGAGGAUGUUGCCAAUGGCGACGUUCCCACCAUGAAAAUUGUCGAAGGAAGUGGCAUCCAACCUGAAGAACAACACGCCUAUGCUGUUUUUGGCUACCAGCUAUAUCUCGCGGAAGGGUUUAAUUUACCCAUUGAAGGCCGACUAGGAGACAAAUUUCCGGGCUUCAAGCCAAGGACUGUUCGCGAGUUCUUAGAAAGUGUUUGGAGGCCGCGUGUUUGA
This is a messenger RNA of Penicillium manginii, 939 nucleotides long. RefSeq lists its product as uncharacterized. Lineage: Eukaryota; Fungi; Ascomycota; Eurotiomycetes; Eurotiales; Aspergillaceae. Bases 1 to 939 code for a protein of 312 amino acids. The transcript has 4 exons. The record is from RefSeq and is a predicted model, not a curated record.